This is a messenger RNA of Anoplophora glabripennis (Asian longhorned beetle), 483 nucleotides long. RefSeq lists its product as uncharacterized. The transcript has 3 exons. The record is from RefSeq and is a predicted model, not a curated record. Lineage: Eukaryota; Metazoa; Arthropoda; Insecta; Coleoptera; Cerambycidae. The coding region runs from base 37 to 375 and encodes 112 amino acids.
UUUUGCCGAAUCUAAGUGUAUCGUUAUAUUGCAAAAAUGUUUAAAAAUAGAACUGUCAUAAUAUUCUCGUCUGUGGUGUUUAUUGCAUGUAUUUUAAUUAUUUAUUUAUUGGUAAUCCUAGGCACUUUUGAUAGAUCUCCAGAAAUCCGAGAAGAAUCGUCCGUGUCAUUAUUAGAUAGAAUUUGCCUUUAUGGUGAUGAUAAGGAGCUCUUCAGGUGGAAAAGAUUUGUUUGGGUAAGAAUGGUGAUGAAGUCAUUACGCCCAAUAAUUCAACUAUAUACUUAUUUCAUUGUAUUAUGUAUGCUCUGGUCAGUGCACCUGAUGUUAAACCACGAAGAUUGUAAAACCGUAAAAUAUAUUAUUACAUCCCUUUGAUGUUAUCAUCGUUUUAUUAUUUAUGUAUUAUUGUAUAAUGUAAAUUCUUACGAAAACUAACCACCUCAAAUAACUUAUUGGAUGAAUAUAAUAAAAAACAUUGAAACA